GACAAUAUUUUCUACCCGUCUGAGCUGGAUCCCGAGGGCGAGAUAACCUCCUUUCCGGGCUUCAACUGCGGCAUCAUCGUCCAGGCAGCGAGCGUCGAGGAGCACUCGGGCCACUGGGUCUGCGUCGCCACCUCUGACCACGGCUUCGAUUCCGCCAGCUCCGAUGUCCUUGUCAAGCCCGCAUCGUCCUGGCCCGGUGUUGUAGCGAACGUCUCGUCCCCACAGAACGGCAGGUGGGGGGAGUGGGGGCCCGUCGAAAUGUGCCCCCCCAACGCCUUCGCGGAUUCCUUCGAAAUUAAGUCCGAAGCUCCGACAACAGGAGACAACACAGCAGUGAAUGGGAUAAUAAUGGCGUGCAGACAGCAGGGAGGUGACCUGCCCAGCCGCAUUACUUCCGACGCCGGGGACUUCGGUACAUGGCGAGGAGAGAGAACGUGCCCUGUGCCUGAAUACAUAGAGAAGUUUUCCCUCCGCGUUGAACCAGACCAGGGUGACCUCGGGGAUGACACUGCUGUUGAUGAUGUCAAGGUCAUCUGCACGAACCACCCGGAGGUCGAGAUCGUGGGCGGUGGAGAGGAUUGGGGAUUCUGGGGAACAUGGGCGGAAUGUCCUCCCGAUACGGCGGUGUGUGGGCUGCAGACACGCCUUGAACCCUACAUGGGCUUGAUGGACGACGACACCGCCCUCAAUGACAUUCGGGUUUUCUGUUGCCCUUUGUUUUGGUGAUGCCCUGGGGCGAGCUUUUGGUGUGGCCUAUCCCCCCUGAUGAACUACUGGAGCAAUGGUGUUGUCUGAUUGACUUUUGAAAAGUGUGUCAGUCAUCAAUAUGUUACUCUUAUUAUAAACCCAUUUCCUUGAUCGUCAAGCAUUUACUCUGCGAGUUAAGUAUGGUCACAGGAGUUGUUUUUUUCAACAACCAGUUUGUAAUACUAACAUCUGAAGUUACCCCUAACCUAUAUGUUAGCUAUUUCCCAACUUGCUGCAUCCACGGGCAAACAGAACCGUCACUUAACGCGCUCGAUUUCAGGCAAUAAACGUUUCAGCGACGUCCUUAAUCGCGUCAAAGAUCCCGCGCGUGUGAAGAAUGACGACGUCAUGAAAUUUCACGUAAAAAUAAUAAACCAUUAUUUUUUAAUAUAUAAAGAUAUGAAAUACAAUAAUUACUCUCAAAUCGUAUUGAUUUAAAUAUUUUUUGAUAGAGAUUGUAUGUGCAUUUAAGUAAUCGCCAAUUCCGAACGAUCCAAACGACGUCACCCGUCCACAAGCUAGGUUGCCGCACUAAGAGGAUUAUGCCAACUUAGAGGUCGGGGAAGAGGAAAUGUUACAGAUUGCUGCCAGCUCGUUGUCGAAAAAAUCGCUCGUGUGACCGCGGCUUCUAUUAAUCGUAGAAUUUUGUAACCGUGACUAAAAAAAAAUAGGAAUUAAAAUAAUGGAACCAGUAUUUUUUCUUAUCCUACCUGCUAUGCCUCAAUCUAUAAAUAUAUUCAUUGUCUUCUGCUGUCGCAUAUCGGACAGGUCAAGGGAUUUCCACGCGGCACGGAUAAGAUUGUCAUAUUGAAAGGGACCAUGGAGUAUAUAAAAUCAAUCGUCGCAGCCGUUGAAGCCGUAUGCGACGGUACGAUUUCCUCCAGCAGUAGGAAAUAACAGGUAAUUUUUUGGCCGAUACAUUUAUAGUUUGAGUUUGCGUUCCAUUUACCUAAUAGCAUUUGUCAUACUAAAUAAAAUGGAAACCAGA
Messenger RNA from Penaeus indicus, 1735 nucleotides. RefSeq names its product vitelline membrane outer layer protein 1 homolog. The annotation marks the transcript as partial. NCBI's taxonomy places the organism in Eukaryota, Metazoa, Arthropoda, Malacostraca, Decapoda, Penaeidae. The transcript has 5 exons. The record is from RefSeq and is a predicted model, not a curated record.